This is a messenger RNA of Otolemur garnettii (small-eared galago), 2455 nucleotides long. It is a transcript of the gene LMBR1, whose product is annotated as limb development membrane protein 1. The transcript is spliced from 14 exons. Gene Ontology annotation, molecular function: transmembrane signaling receptor activity. The record is from RefSeq and is a predicted model, not a curated record. The coding region runs from base 94 to 1197 and encodes 367 amino acids. Gene Ontology annotation, biological process: signal transduction. NCBI's taxonomy places the organism in Eukaryota, Metazoa, Chordata, Mammalia, Primates, Galagidae.
CAGAUGAACAAGAAGAUGAAGAUGCCAUAGUCAACAGGAUUUCGUUUAUGGAAUCUUGCUUCUCUUUUUUCCAACCUUUGUUUAUUUGUGUUGAUGCCUUUUGCCUUUUUCUUUCUGGAAUCAGAAGGUUUUGCUGGCUUGAAAAAGGGAAUCCGAGCACGCAUUUUAGAAACUCUGGUCAUGCUAGUCCUUCUUGCAUUACUGAUUCUUGGGAUAGUGUGGGUAGCUUCUGCCCUCAUUGACAAUGACGCUGCAAGUAUGGAGUCUUUAUAUGAUCUCUGGGAGUUCUAUCUUCCCUACUUAUAUUCCUGUAUAUCAUUGAUGGGAUGUUUGUUACUUCUCUUGUGUACACCAGUUGGCCUUUCCCGUAUGUUCACAGUGAUGGGUCAGUUGCUAGUGAAGCCAACAAUUCUUGAAGAUCUGGAUGAACAAAUUUAUAUCAUUACUUUAGAAGAAGAAUCACUCCAUAGACGACUAAAUGGGCUGACUUCAUCAGUGGAGUACAACAUAAAGGAAUUGGAACAAGAACUUGAAAAUGUAAAGACUCUUAAGACAAAAUUAGAGAGGCGGAAAAAGGCUUCAGCAUGGGAAAGAAAUUUGGUGUAUCCUGCUGUUAUGGUUCUUCUCCUUAUUGAGACGUCCAUCUCGGUCCUCCUGGUGGCUUGUAAUAUUCUUUGCCUACUGGUUGAUGAAACAGCAAUGCCAAAGGGAACAAGGGGACCUGGAAUAGGAAACGCCUCCCUUUCUACUUUUGGUUUUGUGGGAGCUGCACUUGAAAUCAUUUUGAUUUUCUAUCUUAUGGUGUCCUCUGUUGUUGGCUUCUAUAGCCUUCGGUUUUUUGGAAACUUUACACCCAAGAAGGAUGACACAACCAUGACAAAGAUCAUUGGGAAUUGUGUGUCAAUCUUGGUUUUGAGCUCCGCUCUGCCUGUGAUGUCAAGAACACUGGGAAUCACUAGAUUUGAUCUACUUGGAGACUUUGGAAGGUUUAAUUGGCUGGGGAAUUUCUAUAUUGUUUUAUCCUACAAUUUGCUCUUUGCAAUCGUGACGACAUUGUGCCUGGUCAGAAAGUUCACCUCUGCUGUACGAGAAGAGCUCUUCAAGGCACUGGGGCUUCAUAAACUUCACUUAUCAAAUACUUCAAGGGAUCCAGAAGCAACCAAGCCUUCUGUAAAUGGGCAUCAGAAAGCACUGUGACACACAGGUGGCCCGCUCUGCAAUCAGGAGCCCCGAGACCUGCAGACUCACGACAUUCCCGUCAGGCGUGGAAGCAUUUUCAUACUGACUUUGGCUCAUAUUUAGGAUCCGGGCCUCUCAGCAUUAUUUUUUUCUAUUACCUACUAAGAACUUGGCUAGUGCUGCUCUUUCUUAUUUUAUAAAAUUUAACUUUCUGAUCCACCCCUUAGUUUCCAGUUUAACGCAGAUCCUUAGCGAUGUACAGAACAGCACAUUCUUUCAUAGACACAUUUGUUCACAUUGGUAAAUAGAAUUAUCUAUCUGAAAAGUUUUUUUCAACUGAUAUGAAAAUGCUAGAAAAGGCAAAUUUUAGGACUUUCUAAAGAUUGAUUUAAAUCCUAUUAUAUACUUUAUUCAGGAUAUAGAAGCCUCCUUGAAAGACAUCCUUGGUACUAAGUAAAGGUUUUUCAGAAAAUGCAGUUUUCAUAAGUGAUAGAAACUGCUUGUAGAUGUUAUUAUUGCUGUAGGUACACUGGAAAGUAAUGAUUGCAAAUUAUAUUUUUUAUUUUCUUUUUUAAAAAAAGCCCAAAGUACAGUUUCUCAUUUAUGUUAUAUAGGAUGAUAUUGAUUAUACUUUGAGCCCAGGGAAAAAUACUAAAUUCUUUUAAACCCUGAACUUUGGUAGAAAACCACAGAAAUAUCUUCUCCUGUACAGUAUAAUAAGCUGUGGUGGGAAGUAUCGUGUAGUCACAGCGUCAGGACAGCAUCUGUGUGUGUGAGUCCAUGGUACCUCUCCUAACAUAGUUGCCAGUGUUGAAUGCACUUGUAACUUAGAUUUUGCCUUAUAGGCUAUAUGUACACUCAGUUUUUUUAAAGCAUUUUUUCAAAUAUCACUUCUCUGUGCUUUUGUGAUGCUUAUGAAAAAUAUUAGUGCUGAGCGAUAGCAAACCCUCUUUUCCCAUAUUCUUCAGGCUUUGGUUACUUUUAUAUGCGCCACUUUAAACUUCUGACUUAUAAAAUCGCCAGUUUAAUACUCAAAACUCGCAGCAUCAGCAUUCAUGAUGUAAGAAUAGUUUUGCAGUGUAAUAUCAUCUGAUAAUCAGUUAUUAAAUUGUAAAUAAUUGUUGGGAUGGUUUCUUGGCUUUAAGUCCACUGAAUAAAGGCUACAGACUAUGAAUACAUACUCUGUGUCACCCACUAGGGCAGAAUAGUGAAAGUUUGUACAGAUAUGAGAUGGGCCCACCUGAACAUAACGCAUGUAUAAAUGUAUAUAUUCACA